ACGUCAGAUUUCAUACAAAAUAAUCAGUUACUGGAUUUACGUUUCGUUUGCGUCACGAUUAGAUCUCCAUGAUCCCUUAUCCGCUUUCGUUGCGGUUCCUUAAACCUUGAUGCAACAGUCUAAUGCUCGUUCCAGGUUGAAAUCCAAAUCAGAUGUGAUGGAUCCUCCCGAGGUUCAGACUUCACCUGGCCACCACCGAUCAUCGCCGUCCACCGUCGCCAAACCGAAGUCGAAACGAACCAAAUCGAUUAUCUUCGUAAUCGUCGCUUGUGUAACUAUUGCCUUGGGAUUAUUCUUUGUUUGCUAUUCAAUUUUAAGCUCAAGAAGAAAUCGGAGCGUUUCGCUCCGGUAUAGCGUCAUAAUCGAUGGCGGGAGUUCAGGGACCCGAGUUCAUGUGUUCGGGUACCGGAUUGAAUCCGGUAAACCGGUUUUCGAUUUCGGAGAGGAGAGUUACGGUAGUUUGAAGUUGAGUCCUGGAUUGUCUGCGUAUGCUGAUAAUCCGGAGGGAGUGAGUGAGUCAGUGAUGGAGCUUGUGGAAUUUGCGAAGAAGAGAGUUCCCAAGGGAAAGUUGAAGAAGAGUGACAUUAGGUUAAUGGCUACUGCUGGAAUGAGAUUGCUUGAAUUGCCUGUUCAAGAACAGAUUCUUCAUGUUACUAGAAGAGUUCUUAGAUCUUCUGGGUUUGAAUUUCGAGAGGAAUGGGCUUCUGUUAUCUCUGGAUCUGAUGAAGGUGUAUAUGCUUGGGUUGUUGCUAAUCAUGCACUCGGUUCGCUUGGAGGUGAACCUUUGAAAACUACUGGAAUUGUUGAACUCGGUGGGGCUUCUGCCCAGGUGACAUUUGUGUCAAGUGAGCUUGUGCCUUCUGAGUUCUCGCGUUCGUUAGACUAUGGAAAUGUCUCAUACAAUCUCUACACUCACAGCUUCCUCGAUUUUGGACAGGAUGUAGCACAAGAAAAGUUAUCGGAAUCACUACACAACUUAGCUGCAAACUCUACAGGGGAAGGAAUAGUUCCUGACCCUUGUACUCCAAAAGGGUACAUCCUUGAAACAAAUUUACAAAAGGACUUACCUGGAUUCUUGGCUGAUAAAGGCAAUUUUACAGCCCCCCUUCAAGCUGCUGGUAAUUUCUCAGAGUGUCGAUCUGCUGCAUUUGCCAUGUUGCAGGAAGGAAAAGGGAAAUGUACUUAUAAGCAUUGUUCUAUUGGAUCAAUAUUCACACCUGAUCUUCAAGGAAGUUUUUUGGCAACAGAGAAUUUCUUCCACACCUCCAAGUUCUUUGGGUUGGGAGAAAAAGAUUGGCUGUCUGAAAUGAUUUUGGCCGGAAAUAGAUUCUGUGGAGAAGAUUGGUCGAAAUUGAAAGUGAAAUAUCCAACAUUUAAGGACGAGAAUUUGCUUCGGUAUUGUUUCUCAUCAGCAUAUAUUAUAUCAAUGCUUCAUGAUAGUCUUGGUGUUGCUCUUGAUGAUGAAAGAAUCAAGUAUGCAAGUAAAGCAGGAAAAGAAGACAUACCACUAGAUUGGGCAUUGGGUGCUUUUAUCCUUAAUACUGCCACAGCCACUUUUGAUUACAGUGGUAAAUCUAGAAAAAUUCUUGACUUGAGUAAUGUAGCCAAAUACAAAAUAUGAAAUUACGGUAUAAAAUGAGAUUGUUUUC
Molecule: messenger RNA, 1649 nt
Organism: Arabidopsis arenosa
Lineage: Eukaryota; Viridiplantae; Streptophyta; Magnoliopsida; Brassicales; Brassicaceae
Source: the annotation of a GenBank genome assembly